Molecule: messenger RNA, 624 nt
Organism: Alternaria infectoria
Lineage: Eukaryota; Fungi; Ascomycota; Dothideomycetes; Pleosporales; Pleosporaceae
Exons: 1
Coding region: 1-624 (207 amino acids)
Source: RefSeq, a predicted model, not a curated record
AUGCCGGACCAGCCACCACGGCAAUUUACGGUAUCGAAAGAUGACUACGAGCAGGUAGAAGAGAUGGAAGAAGGAGAUCACCCACAGGAGAUAGUAGACCUAGGAGGAAAGCGGAGGGUAUUCUCAGCAAGCUUCGGGGAAGAAGUGUCCAUCGUCCUGAUGAACCUCCGAGGAACGCUGGACAUGGAGUAUUAUUACGACAGCCGGGAUUUCCAAAAAGUCAUAUUCAAGGGGUUUGGCCCUUGGCCGCCCGCAAAUGCCAUAACGCAACCAGUCAUUCAAGACACUCAACAUACGAACACGUCUGUUGGCGACAACGGAGCUGCUCUGAAUUCAGAUUCUCAAGGUCCGGCCCCGCCAAAAGUACCCAAAGAGGCACAAAAAACACAAAAGACACGAAGGACACAAAAGACAUUGCCAGAAGCCCGAGGAGCCUCAUCCAAGACACAAGUCGCUCCGCCAGAUGAACAGCAGGACCUGCUAGAUACGGAAGAAUCGCCGACGGACACACCCGUAACUCCGCCAGACAUAAUCGAGUCCGUAUCAGACUCACAAAAGCCUUUGCUAGACAUAGACGCAUUCGACGAGUCUUGGAUCUAUUACUUGAAAAAGAACUUCUCGUAA